AUGCGAGUCAUGCGGUUACCACCAGUGCUUCGGAACCGCGAUGUCGUGCCUCUCUUAACUGCACUGCUAGAGCAAUGUCAUGGUGAUUUUGACACGUUCUUGUACACCGUCGAAGUGUUGAUUGGCGUUAACGUACUGCGCCCCCUUAUCAACAACCUUAACAACUUCGACCGGCGUACGGAUGCUGCCACCGCCCACACCAAGUUUCAAAUUUCGAUCGACCAACUUGCCUGUCUGUGUGUGAAGAUGCGACUGCCGGAGUUCAUGUGGGCCUUCCCACAUGAACUCCGGACCGCCGGCCCAACCAAAUGA
Molecule: messenger RNA, 312 nt
Organism: Aphanomyces astaci
Lineage: Eukaryota; Oomycota; Saprolegniomycetes; Saprolegniales; Verrucalvaceae
Exons: 1
Coding region: 1-312 (103 amino acids)
Source: RefSeq, a predicted model, not a curated record